UGUACUACAGCUGAAUUUUUGUGGUGGCAACAAAGCCAAUAAAAGCCCUACAUUUUUGUAAGACAAUGCCGAAUUAGCAGUGAAUCUAGACCAACCGCGCUUUUCUUACCUAAAGUUUCUGUGGUUUGGUUAGAAAAAAGCAUUCAAUAUUGAAAUAUUGGAUUGAAAAAAAAUGCAACAUUAUUUGGAAAAUGUUUGUAUAAACUUAUUCAAAUAUACUAUGUGCAUUAAUGGUGAUUUUCUAAUGAUCUAUCAACCAUGCUUGUAAUGUGGUAAAUGCAGUGUUGGGGUAUUCCCCAAAUUGUAAGCCAAAGUAUUCUGUGACUUUAUGAUGGUCCUUGUAUAUUUCAAAUUGUAGUAUAUCGGUUUCUAUGGAAAUUUCAAGGGUCUUUCUGGGGCCCAGAUAGAAUCUCACAAGUAGGUCUUUAUAAUGCCCACUUUCAUUUUGUGGCGUACCCUUUGGAAUUCGAUAGUACUGGGGUUUAUAUAACUCGCCCCUUUCCAUACCCAACAACUCCUUCUUACACUAGUUGGACUUGUUUUUGGACAUUAUAGAUGUUGUUUGGCUUGUGAGGUGUCCUAAGUUUUGAAUAGGCAUAAGAAAGGUAUACAUCAUAUAGGAGGCAAAAUAUAUCUGACAACAUCUAAAAAUGUCUGUGGUGUGCUUUAUAAUAGUAAUUUCUUCAUUUCAAACUAAUUGUGCUGGCUAGUUGUGCAAUAUCAUAAAAACUGAGAAUCAGAAUAAGGUUUUCUGCAACAACAUUAGUUACUGUAAUGAUAUUGUUUUGCACCUUAAUGCGAUUCAAUUUGGAAUUAUAAUAUGCCAUGCAUAUAGUACAUAAUGAUAAGUACAUUAUGAUAAACAUGUUAAGCUGAUUUGGAACAGUAGUAAGUUCACAUAACAUCAAAUCACCUUUUACGAUAUAACAUUUACUAAUGUUUUAGUUACAUAAAGAAUAAAGAUUAGAUAGCAAAUGCAGCAAAAUGAAAAUUUAAAGAUAGAAAGUACCAAAUACUGGCAAACAGUACAACAUCAUUAAGAAAAAUGGCUUUAAAAAAGUCUUUGAGUUCAAAGUUGAAUAUUUUUAAUUCAUGAUGCCCAACUGGAAAACAAGUGGUUGUAACCAGUUUGUGGAAAAUAGAUAGGACUGAUAGGAUGAGAAUUAAGGAAUAUUGUGUGUGAGAUAUGCACAGAUUUUUUUUUAAGAUGCUCUCGAGUAUUAUGUACAUGAAAAAGUAAAAUAAACAUAAAUAGUUGAGUUAAAACAAAUGUAAUCAAAAAGAAUUUACAUAACAAAUGAACGAUUAAGCAAGUCGGAGCGACUUGGAGCGACUAGGAAUUUCGUGGCGCAGCGCAUUGUGGAUUAGCCGGUCACAAAGAGACGAAUGGCUUAAUAUGGCGUCCGCAGAAAAUGGACCGUCCCCUUCGGAGGGACAUGGCGCUGGAGAUGUUUCGUCCAGAUCGCCGGCAGCUGCUCAAAAACCACCAAUGUUAUCAGAGCUCAAGAGACUCAGCUUUUCUGAAAGUAUGUCCUCGAGACGGCUGCCCAGAGCAAGAAAGCGGACAAUGUCUGUCUCGUCUACGGAUAGCUAUAGCUCAGCGAGCUAUUCUGACAGCAUCUCGUCCGGUGAAGAUGACGGUGUUUCUCCUAGAGAAAAAGAUCAGCAAAAUUCCAAUGGCUUCACAGAUUUCUGCAUCAAGAAUAUUAACCGAGCAGACUUUGGCCAGCGUGAAAUUGAGAUUGCCGAACAAGAAAUGCCAGGUUUAAUUUUACUAAGAAAAAGGAAUGCUAAUGAUCGACCUUUGGAAGGAGCAAAGAUUGUUGGAUGUACUCAUGUUACAGCACAAUCAGCAGUGUUGAUUGAAAGUUUGUGUAUGCUUGGUGCUCAAGUACGAUGGUGUGCUUGCAAUAUCUAUUCAACACAGAAUGAAGUUGCUGCUGCCUUAGCUGAAAAAGGUUAUCCAAUAUUUGCAUGGAAGGGUGAAUCUGAAGAAGAUUUCUGGUGGUGUAUUGAGAAAUGUAUCAAUGCUACUGGAUGGAAUCCAAACAUGAUACUGGAUGAUGGCGGUGAUUCCACGCAUCUUAUGUAUAAGAAAUUUCCUGGGAGAUUUAGUGUCCUUAAGGGCAUUGUGGAAGAGAGUGUCACUGGAGUUCAUAGAUUAUUUCAACUUUCUAAAAAUGGCAAGCUGACUGUUCCAGCCAUGAACGUAAAUGACUCGGUGACCAAGACUAAGUUUGACAAUCUUUACUGCUGUAGAGAAUCUAUUUUGGACAGUUUGAAAAGGACAACGGAUGUAAUGUUUGGUGGGAAACAGGUCUUGGUGUGUGGAUAUGGGGAGGUAGGAAAAGGUUGUUGUGCGGCGCUGAAGGGUUUAGGAGCCAUUGUUUAUGUCACUGAAAUUGAUCCAAUCUGUGGUCUGCAGGCAGCUAUGGAUGGAUUUAAAGUUGUAAGAAUUGAAGAGGUCUUAGCACAAAUUGAUAUUUUGAUUACUGCAACAGGUAACAAAGGUGUUGUGACCAGAGACCAUAUGGAUCGUCUUAAAAAUGGCUGUAUUGUUUGUAAUAUGGGUCAUUCCAAUACAGAAAUUGACGUGGCGAGUUUAAGAACGGAGGAAUUGACGUGGGAAAAAGUUCGACCCCAAGUUGAUCAUAUUAUUUGGCCGAAUAAGAAAAGAAUAGUUUUACUUGCAGAGGGUCGUUUGGUGAACCUGAGUUGUUCCAGUGUACCAUCAUUUGUUGUCUCAAUUACCACCACAACACAAGCUAUAGCUCUUAUAGAAUUGUACAAAGCUCCUCCUGGACGCUAUAAACAAGAUGUCUACUUGCUACCGAAGAAAAUGGAUGAGUACGUGGCGUUGCUUCAUCUGCAGACGUUUGAUGCGCAUCUAACGGAGCUAACGGAUGAACAAGCUAAAUAUCUGGGGGUCGCGAAAACAGGGCCGUACAAACCUAAUUAUUAUAGAUAUUAAAUUAAUUAAUUAUGAUAUGUGGUGGAGAAGAAAUGAAAAACAAUGUUUGGAAAUGAUCAUUCCUUGCUAUUGUUAAAAUCAUCCAAGAUGGUCUAUUUAUUACAACACUACAAGUCUGGCUACAGGGUAUCGAUGAAACGAACAGGAUAUUGAUGCAUAUAUUAUUCACAUGGCAACUGUGUCUGUGAGCUAUUUUACCAAUAUCAUAUCGCCAAAGAGCUGCUUGCAUGUUAAAACAUUGUAAAUGAACGAAAAUAUCGUAUAUUCAUACACAGCAAACGCAACAUUCAGCUUUGAAAAUGCUAUAUCUUUUAGCCGAGCUAACGACCUUCCCAUGCAGCUUGAUUUUCUUGUCAAUAAAGGUUGUCCUUCCACAACAUUAAACAAUCCCUAUCGCGCUUGGAGAUCAAUGUUUAUAGUUUUGAAAGUUCAACUUUUAUCGAAUUACCUGUAUAGCACUAAUAUCAGAGUUGCAUUAUGACUUCUUGUGGAGGUAGUAAGCUCAGUCAUGGUUAGGACCGUAGGUGAACAUCUUGUUUUGAGUAGCCGCCUUGUAAUCAGACGACGAAGAAAGAGAAUCUUAUUUUAGAAAUAGUCUAGAGAUUUUAUAUUUGUUGUGCAUGAAUAUACACGUCGCUUAGAAUUGUGACUAUUUUGUAUAGAGGCCAUUUUUGACUUAAAUUGAAAUGAUAUAGACGACUUAGAGUGAAAUAGCAUAUUGUGUAUUAGCGUUUUAUACUAUACCGCAUACGGGAAUUAACUUAAUAUACGAAAACUGAAUUGAAAGGUAAUAAAAUUGUGAAAUGA
Molecule: messenger RNA, 3778 nt
Organism: Dendronephthya gigantea
Lineage: Eukaryota; Metazoa; Cnidaria; Anthozoa; Malacalcyonacea; Nephtheidae
Product: S-adenosylhomocysteine hydrolase-like protein 1
Exons: 19
Coding region: 1397-2971 (524 amino acids)
Biological process (GO): L-methionine cycle
Cellular component (GO): cytosol
Source: RefSeq, a predicted model, not a curated record